Messenger RNA from Asterias rubens (European starfish), 5651 nucleotides. Its product is annotated as metabotropic glutamate receptor 4-like. Gene Ontology annotation, molecular function: adenylate cyclase inhibiting G protein-coupled glutamate receptor activity. Gene Ontology annotation, cellular component: membrane. The transcript is spliced from 8 exons. Bases 318 to 3008 code for a protein of 896 amino acids. NCBI's taxonomy places the organism in Eukaryota, Metazoa, Echinodermata, Asteroidea, Forcipulatida, Asteriidae. Gene Ontology annotation, biological process: G protein-coupled glutamate receptor signaling pathway; regulation of synaptic transmission, glutamatergic. The record is from RefSeq and is a predicted model, not a curated record.
GGUGAAGCUAAUUUGCGUGAGUUGUAGCAGGGCCUGGCUGAGUGAACACAUAAAUACACCCGGAGCUUCUGAUGACGACGACGUCGAAACCCAACGAGCCUGCUGUACAUAUCUGAUGAGUUCACUACACCGUGAAAGGGACAGAUGCGAGUGCGGAUCUUAACUAGAAACUGACAACACACACCACUGGCGCGCACGGCGUGUACGACGAAAGGGAUCCUUGUCUCACAUCGUAACAUGCCGUGGGGAGAGAGGCACCACCGGUAAGAGAACUCUCCCGCAAUCCUGGGGUUUCACUACAGACUGCGGUCCGUCAAAUGGCGCGUCCAGUCAUGGGGGUUUACCAAGAGUUGUUGAUGGUCCUAUUCACGAUCUAUAACUUAGGGAUUGGUAGGCACACCGUUGUGUCUAUGCCUGUGGAGAGUGUACGCAUCGAUGGGAACAUAAUCCUGGGAGGACUCUUCCCCGUGCAUGAGAACGGGAUCAACGGGUGCGGGACCUUCGAUCUGGGUGGAUAUCAGCGAUUAGAAGCGAUGGUUUACGCCUUGGAGAAGAUCAACAACGAUCAGGAAUUAUUGCCUGGUAUAAACAUUGGAGCUUUGAUUCUAGAUACGUGUAGUAGAGAGACUUAUGCACUGGAGCAGACCAUGGAGUUUGUAACAUCUACGAUGACGAGGAUUGACUUAAAUGCUUUCACCUGUCCGAAUGGGAGCACACCGGACUACGAACCCCCGCAGCCAACCAUCGGGGUGGUAGGUGCAGCGGGGAGCCCGGUGUCCACCAUGGUGGCCAAUAUCCUUCGCUUGUUCAAGAUUCCCCAGGUGAGCUACGCCUCCACGAGCCCCGAACUGAGCGAUAAAUCACGGUAUGAUUACUUCCUACGGGUCGUGCCACCGGACACCUACCAGGCCCAGGCCAUGCUCGACAUCGUCACGGCCCUGGGCUGGAAGUACGUUUCCACGGUGGCAUCGGCGGGCAAUUAUGGAGAGGAUGGGAUCAGCGCCUUCAGGAAUCUUACACGAUUCAGUAACGACACAGGCCUGUGUUUGGCGCCCUCUGAAGUCAUACCACGUGACGCCAACAAGGAAUUCUUCGACAAACUGGUGGUUUACCUUUUGAACACCGAGCACGCACGUGGCGUGGUGACCUUUGCGUCGGAGACGGACAUGAGGUCGCUGUUCGCGGCCGUCAGGAGGGCGAACCGAAGCGAUCACUUCAUAUGGAUCGGCAGUGAUGACUGGGGAACUAAGCCCAACCCCGUGGAGGGGCAGGAGACUGUGGCCGAGGGAGCCAUCACACUACUACCGGCCCGAAUACCGGACAAAGGUUUCGAUGAAUACUUCACUUCGCUGACACCUUCGAACGGCUCCAGUGAAGUCUGGUUCCGAGAGUUCUGGGAGAGGACAUUUCAUUGCGUCUUUGAUGAGACUAAAAUAGAGGGGCCGAACAAGAAUAAACUUUGCACUGGACUGGAAAGCAUUUCAGCAGCGAAGUACGAACAAGAGGGCAAGAUAUCGUUCGUGACCGACGCCGUCUAUUCCUUCGCUCAUGCCCUUCACACGAUGCAGGCGGACCUGUGUAAUGGGACAUCGGGUCUGUGCCAGGAACUCCUACGGAUCGACGGUAAACAACUACUGGAUUAUCUCAAAAAUGUGUCAUUCCAGGGAAGUAGUGGCACAGUGCGUUUCAACAAAGAUGGUGACAGGCCAGGUAGCUAUCAACUCUACCAAUAUCAACGAAGAGGAUCCGAGUACCGUUACGAACCCAUAGGAACAUGGCAGGACAAGCUUCGCCUAAACUGGAGCCACGUCAACUGGGGCGACAGUAGAACUGACGGCAUACCAAUGUCCGUAUGCGCCCUGCCAUGUGAUAUCUCCAAGGGAUUGAAGCGCCAGAAAUCACCGGCCGAUGAAUGCUGCUGGGUGUGCUCAAGCUGUGAGCCUUACCAAUACCUGGUCAACGAGUGGGAGUGUAAGAAUUGCACCGAGGGAGAGAGACCUGAUAAAAACCGCACGGGAUGCCAGGAGAUACCAGUGGAAUACCUGACGUGGGAUUCGCCUUGGGCUGUGCCCCCUACCCUGCUAGCGGUCAUCGGUAUUGCGUGUACCACCUUCGUCAUCGCUGUGUUUGUCCGCUACAACAACACGCCGGUCAUUCGCGCGUCCGGACGGGAGCUGUGUUACGUUCUGCUCUUCGGCAUCCUCGCCACCUAUUUCGCGGUCUUCACUCUCAUUGCCAAACCAACCACACUCACCUGUUGUCUUCGGCGGAUCAUGCUAGGCCUAUCUGUUGUUAUCUCGUACUCUGCACUUUACACAAAAACAAACAGAGUGUAUAGGAUCUUUAACAGUGGUAAACGCUCAGUGAGAAGGCCGAAGUACACGAGCCCCAAAUCACAAAUGGUGAUUUGCUUUGGACUUGUGUCGGUGCAGCUCGUCGCUGCCGCCCUGUGGUUAGCAAUAGAUCCACCGAGACCAGCGAAAACUUUCCCCUUUUGGUACCAAGUCAUUUUAGAAUGUGCAGUAACAGACAUGUCUUUAGUGUUAUCAUUGGUGUAUGCAAUGGUUCUUAUCGUGAUGUGCACUUUAUAUGCCUUUAAAACUCGCAAAAUGCCCGAGAACUUUAACGAAGCGAAGUUUAUUGCCUUCGCGAUGUAUACCACAUGUGUAGUGUGGAUCGCCUUCAUACCAAUUUAUAUUGGCACUUCUUCAACCGAUUACAAAAUUCAGCAGACGUUGCUGUGUCUGUGUUUUAUUGUGAGUGCUACAGUCACAUUGGGCUGCAUCUUCGUGCCCAAAAUCUACAUUGUCUUGUUCGCGCCCCAGAAGAAUAAAAAGCCGUCGGGUACAAUGAUGAUGAACAGCCGUAUGAUGAGAUCAACGUGCGGCUCCAUCGAGGGCAAACCCAACGGGGAGAUGAAAGCUCAAAAUCUGAACGCUGGGGCGACGCCAGUCUCUAACACAACGUCCUCUGGUACGUUCACGCCGGAACAUGAGAGACGAUUUUGAGUCAAGAACACCAGAAGAGGAGGCGACAAGAUUCUAGAGACACACUAGAACGAACAAUAAUGGUAUUAUAUUAUGUUCUUGUACAGACAAUAACUAUAUACCCAAGAUGCAGUACACGGAUACUGAAGACGUUUUUAAGACGAUUAAUUGGUGGAGGCUCGCCUGCAAAUUUUCAUGAGGACGCAGGAGGCAAAGUCGACCCGAAGAAAGAAGACUGUGUGACAAUUCGAUUCUCUCGACUGCGAAUGCCAACAGGAAAAGUGACAGUUUUUAAAAUCUACAUUUUGUUUUUCUAUCGCCUGCUUAUUUCGAGAAGUAGCAGAUAAAACAGGGUAUACAUGGACCGAAAUUCAAGAUAUUUCUGCCGUGUUUUCACUUGAAGUUGUUACCUUUUCAACACUGUGACUCGGAGUGGAUUUUGUAUAACUCAUUAGUCAGAAGUAAUUAUUCUAAAGGAAAGAAACAGAUGUUGUAUAUCAUUGUUUUUUUGGUUUUUUUUUAAACGGUACGCGACUGGAAUUUUCAUUUAUUUUGCUCAAGCGUCUAACAUAUACCGAAAGUGGGUUUGCAAAACUGCUAAGGAAAGCAGGAUUGGUGGACAAUGGAUAAGCAAAGUUUGUAUUCGCAAACCCAUCGGGAGGUGGUAAGAGAGUAGGAAAUACACAACUGAAGAAAUUUAUUCAAUAUUUCCGUUGUCUCCGAGAAACUAUGUAAACUAAGUUAUAUAAAAGGCGACCAUGGGUCCGAUUUCUUGCUUCAACAAGAGGCUAAGCACGACAAAGUUAUGCUAGCCGGAGUAUGGUUACCAGCCAAACUACAAAGGACAAUCUGAGCAUGGUAUCCUGCCCAUAUCUGCUAAGCAGAAGUUUGUUCCGCAAUAUUUUGUUUUAUUACACACAAGUGUUGAUGGAUAGACUGCUAAAAACUGGGGUGUUCAAGUAUUCACAAUGGGUGUUGUCACAUAUAGAUACCCAAAAGAACAUAAAAUGCAUAUAAUAGGGUUCGAAAAUUACACUUAUUUCUUUUUCCAACACAUUUGCUUUCUCCAAAAGACGAUCAGAGCAUACUGAUCGAAACGUCGAGUUUAAACCAACGGUUCUUUUCAGAACCACCCCAACCCUUUAGAGAUAGUCAUUACAUGGUGUUGCCGCAAACCUUUCCAUAUCAACACAUUUUCAUAGGUGUUAUAUAUCUGAACACCCCAGUUUUGCAGUGUUUAGACUUGCAAGCAUGAUUGCUUUUGUCCUCAACUUAGUUGCAGACAUCGCCACUUUGCGGGUUUUUUUGGCUUCGCACAGCACGAUCAAGGUAGACACAUGAUGACAGUGGUAGCCAAAUUGGCCAAGACCACCAGGACAGGUUUCUAAAACUUUUUUAUAAAUCAGGUUAAUCAGUUAAAAAAAAUUGCAAAGCGUUGUAACCUUUUCUCAUUCUUGUUAAUAGUCCCAACAAAUAUUUUACUUUACUUUAAAAGUGCAAUUAUGACAAUGAAAGCGCAGUACAUGUACUUGAAUCGGUAUCUAAAGUGCAUGCAAACAAAUAUAUAUAUUUUUUAAAGACAACUAAUAGUAACUUUUAAAGUAUGUAAAUUUAAUCAACACAAUAAGCUCACAAGGCCGUUAUCUUGCCGCAAAUAAUUAACCAAGGGCUUGCAUGCUACCUAAAAGUACUUAAGUUAUAUUUAGCCUUCGAGAAAGACUCUGCUAGGGUCGAAACGUCAUGCCAUUAUCUAUCCUUUUGCAAUUUUACUACAGAUCCUUUUGGUUUGUAAGCAGUUUGCCAAAAACAAAUUCUAUUUGUUAAACUGUUUUGUUUUAAAGGCGUGUACCGAACACCAUUCUGUCCAGACACCUUGGCUAUGACGUCAAAGGCCCAAACAACGCCCUCACUAGUGUCAAAGACAAAUUAGUCACUAGCUGAAACUUUUCCACAGCGUGUACACGCUUGCAAGUUUCUAUUGUGACGGUGGCCAAUACCAUGUUACUGUUUUGUCUUUCUUACUUUCCACGGAAUUUCCUCUUCAGUAAUUUUGUUUUGUUAAUGAUUGUUUUGGGCUGUAUGUCAAUAAUAAUGAUAACAACACGAAAGAAUUAUCUAGCGGAUGGAAAAGGUGGAGUAAUUGAUAAGUUUGAGUGAAGAGACAGGUUGUGAGAUUUGGUAUAUUUUGCUUGAAAAUUGAAAUGAAGUUUAGAUCGCUGAGUGUAUCACAUCGGUUUGGACGCACACAAAAUGGCUACCGAGUUUGGUGCUAAAAAUUAUAAGUUGACUAUAGUGAUCAAAAGCUCUUCAAGUACCAGCUAGCAUUGUGCUUUUUAGAAGAAAAAAAAAUCAAAUUGACAGUGUGUUUUGCAUGUUCGCAAGUUUGACAAAUCUCUUCACACCAUUACAGACAAUGGAAUCACAUGAUCAGUGUAAACAAAAUGGCGGCUCCAAUACAAUUUACGUAUGUUCUCACGACGUUCCAGGAACGAAGGCACGACGCAAUGUGACUUAAUUGUUUUACAAAACAAAAGACCGACAGUGAAACAAGUGGUAAUCACGACGACGACACCGACAACGACGGCUAUUGCAUGCUGCAUUCGAAUAAAACACUGAACAGUUGUUUCCUUUACAACGACUGAUAAAGGCCACUAUAGAGCUGAG